Suncus etruscus (white-toothed pygmy shrew) is the source of this 3375-nucleotide messenger RNA. RefSeq names its product phosphatidylinositol transfer protein alpha (gene PITPNA). Gene Ontology annotation, molecular function: phosphatidylinositol transfer activity; phosphatidylinositol binding; phosphatidylcholine binding. The transcript has 11 exons. Gene Ontology annotation, biological process: phospholipid transport. The record is from RefSeq and is a predicted model, not a curated record. Lineage: Eukaryota; Metazoa; Chordata; Mammalia; Eulipotyphla; Soricidae. Gene Ontology annotation, cellular component: cytoplasm. Bases 1 to 780 code for a protein of 259 amino acids.
AUGAGCGUGAGCUCCCAAUAUCAGGUAGGGCAGUUGUAUUCUGUGGCUGAGGCCAGCAAAAAUGAAACUGGUGGUGGUGAAGGCGUGGAGGUCCUGGUGAACGAACCUUAUGAGAAGGAUGGUGAGAAAGGCCAGUACACACACAAGAUCUACCACUUACAGAGCAAAGUCCCCACAUUUGUUCGAAUGCUGGCCCCAGAGGGAGCCUUGAAUAUCCAUGAAAAAGCAUGGAAUGCCUAUCCUUAUUGCAGAACUGUUAUUACAAAUGAAUAUAUGAAAGAAGACUUUCUGAUUAAAAUCGAAACCUGGCACAAACCAGACCUUGGCACCCAAGAGAAUGUGCAUAACCUGGAGUCUGAGACGUGGAAACAUGUUGAAGUCAUAUAUAUAGACAUUGCAGACCGAAGCCAAGUACUUAGCAAGGAUUAUAAAGCAGAGGAAGAUCCAGCAAAAUUUAAAUCUGUUAAAACAGGCCGAGGACCCUUAGGCCCGAAUUGGAAGCAAGAACUUGGACAUAAGAAAGAUUGCCCAUACAUGUGUGCAUACAAACUCGUUACCGUCAAGUUCAAGUGGUGGGGCCUGCAGAACAAAGUAGAAAACUUUAUACAUAAGCAAGAGAAGCGUCUGUUUACAAACUUCCACAGGCAGCUGUUCUGCUGGCUGGAUAAAUGGGUUGACCUGACUAUGGAUGACAUUCGAAGGAUGGAAGAAGAGACAAAGAGACAACUGGAUGAGAUGAGACAAAAGGACCCAGUGAAAGGAAUGACAGCGGAUGACUAAAGCCACCCCUUCCCUCUGCACUUUUUGCAAGACAGUGGUCAACAGGAAGGCCCAGCAGCUCCACCCUCCCAAGUGACAGGCCAUCUUCGGACACAGCCUUUCUCUGCCCAUUCUUCAGGCAACUUUCCAUCCCUCACUGUAGCUAAUUCUAGAUGCCCUUUAAUAUUGUGAACAAAUAGACCGUCUGGUAUUAUGAAGCCUGUGUAUAUGGGAGCCUGCUCCUCUGAGAUGUGGUGUGUAGGCUGCUGUAUUUACAGUUCCUCUCCCUCACAUUGUGUUCUUAUCCAUUUUUGUGCCCUCCUUCCCCAGACGUUAAUUCAAAGUGACAAUUUUUAGUCUUUUAAAAUAGCUGCCUUUUGUGACGUGGUGAUUUGAAUGAUUUGUUUGUUUUCAACCUUGGGAUAAAUUAAGGUAUUUUGCUUCCUGAGCAGAUCUUUGCAAUUUUUGUUUGAGUGCUCCUCCAAGGAGAGGGAAAUGUGUUACAAGUAGUCCCUGUCCUCACCCAGCCACUCUACUUUGGUUCUACAUAUCUACAGUGUGGCUAUAAUCUGACUUAGGCUCCCAGAAACUCAAUAUAGUGUUCUAGGCACAAGGAAGUACUCAAGCCCAAUUCGUGUUGAAAUUUUAAUAGAAACAAUCCAUGCCCCAAGCAUUGCAUCUUUGAUCACUAUUAUUAGAAUCGCCUGUGGUUUAUUGGCCCUCCUGUUGCCUACUCUUGUGUGAAUCCCUCUGCUGAGCCCGUAAAUAAUCCUGGGUCAACUCUACCUGGAGUGACCUGUCCAUUGUGGCCCUUAGAAGUGAAUUUACCCCAGAAUUAGUCUGCCCCCGAGGAGCCCUGUAUGUCCACACUCCUCAUCCCUUUUGGGCUGGUGCUGCCACUCAGCAAUAAUCCUCUUUUCUCUGUGCUUUCAUAGAUUCCUGUCCUCUGUCUUUGAGGCUGGUCAAGACUCAAGGGUCUUGAUCUUUUCAUGCUGCACAAAACAAGCAUGCAAAAAGCUUUCCAGCAGAACAUGUUCCUUCUUGUCUUCAAUUGCUGUAAAGGAAUUUGGGGGAUCAAGAACUCAGCUCAUCCUGUCCCCAUGCUGAGUUCUGUCCUGGACAAUCAAAAACAGGUAGUGACUGUAGUACAGAAUUUCUACCAAAGUCGACUGGUGAGAAAGUGCAGGCUCCAAGGGAAUAGAAGCUGCUUGACGCUUCAGUUUCCUGCAACUUGGUGUUAACCUUCCCACUGAGAGAAUGGAGAUAGCUGUGAUACCUAUCACCUGACAGUCCCCAAAACUCAUCAAGUCUGUCGGCAACUGCACGGUUAUCCUAGUCCAUGGUGGCCUGGAUAUUACUGAUGGAGAGACCAAAUCUUUUUUUGGGAGAGAGAAGCAGAAUGGGAUGACUUAUCUUUAUGUUUUUGUCCUUUUGUUUUGCCUUACUCGUUUAAUGUGCAAUAAGGGAAUAUCUCUGGAUGGUACUAACAUCCUGUGAUGGACAGUGCUUCCCUGUGAACCUCUUGAAGCAAGGGUGAACAAACUCAAAUCCCCUCAGUAUGAUUAGUUAUGACUAACAUGGAUGGAGGUCCCAUUGCAACCAGAUGUCCUAUUACAUCUUCCUUUUAAUCUGCUCACCUUGUUGAUUCUGUAGUGACGGAAUUGGAUCUGGGCAGUUCCUUUGGUAACUGGCAUCCCAACUUGCUAGUAACAUUUGACUAAAAAAGUCGAAGUGGCAUUCCCAUUGGAGAAAAAUGUAUGUUUUCCUACAAGCUCUGUAUUAACAUUAUAUAUUUGUGUUUAAGCUUUCCCUUCUUUGUUCAUCAACCAGGUGAAAUCCAGAAUUUAACUCUGUGAGCAACAAAUGCUAUUAUUCUACGCAGACGUUUAUGUGCUCUGAGGGGUCAGCAGAUGUUAGGCUCCUCUUUCAGCUCUCCUUUAAAUCCAUAGCCCAUCAUAUUACUUAGGCUCUAGUGGAAGCCUGCUCCUGUCUACCUUUGUCUGGCUCCUCCCACUUCUGCUAGUUGCCCCAGCUUGAAAAUACCCACAUGACUGAAGCUAGAAUUUCCAGAGGUCGGUCAGCCUGGACCCAGGCCUUCUGCCCACAUUGCCCACAUCAACAUAAAGGAUGGAGUUCCUGGUCUAUUCCAUCCUCACGGAGUGUUGCUGCUGGGCAACAGUAUUGGCUUCUUUUAAGUAACCUCCUUCUCUCCUCACUCACCCUGGAACUUACUACCACUUAGAUGGGGUUAUAAGGCUCAGUUCCAGGGGUGUGCCAUGCCCCCCAAUCCCGCAGGCCAUCUGCUUCCAUAUUCCUGGGUGAAGUCCCUGGAAGAAGCAGUGUCUCUGCAGGGGGAUGCUGGGCUCUAGCCCCCUCAUGGAGAGGUUGGGGACAGGGUCAGUAUUGUGGGCACAUGCAUAUCUUACCAAGUUCUCUCUCAGUCCCUGCAGGGACUCCCUAUUUUUGGUUUGUUCCCAGUGCUUCUUUUACAAAAUACACUUUGUAGAAUUGAUUAGAUUAUCUGUUUAUUUAAUGUGAGUUUGUGCCUUUUUGUCUCAAUCUUCCAAUACAGGUAUAUUGGGGGGGAAAAGCAGUCUAAUAAAAUCCUAGACAGAG